This is a messenger RNA of Colossoma macropomum (tambaqui), 1764 nucleotides long. Its product is annotated as lebercilin-like protein. The record is from RefSeq and is a predicted model, not a curated record. Lineage: Eukaryota; Metazoa; Chordata; Actinopteri; Characiformes; Serrasalmidae. Gene Ontology annotation, biological process: intraciliary transport. Gene Ontology annotation, cellular component: axoneme. The transcript is spliced from 7 exons. Bases 1 to 1764 code for a protein of 587 amino acids.
AUGUCUGUGAGACAUCAUGGCCAGAAAGAGGAGCCACAGAGUGCUCGCUGUACUGAAGAUGAAGAACAGGAACCCUGUGGUCAGGAUGAAGAGCUUCAGGAUUCCCACACAGAGAUCCACAGUCCUUCAGAUAAAUCGAGCUGUUCCAGAACGGAGCUCAGGUUCAGCUCAAGAAUAAGGAGUAAGAAAAGCUCUGAUAGAUCCUCUUCAUCACCAUCGUCUGAAGAGGAGGACGAGUCUAGUGCUGUGCUGCCGCCGCCGAGCCCAUCAGCCACCCGCAAAAAGCUGAAAAGACCCAAAGGUCAGAACAAAUCUGGUCAUUUCUAUCAAAGGAACAGAACUCGCAGGGUUCCCCUCCUGCCCCCUAUCAGGCUCCGCCCCCUGGACUUCCCCCGGCAGUGCAUCGCAUCAGCGCAACAGCAGCGCAUCAAGCAGCUGAGCAGCCAGGUGAGGGAUCUGCAGCAGCAGCUGAGCACCGCCUCGCAGGAGAACCGGCUGCUGCGUCGCCUGCACGGCCGCCACACGGUGGCGUUGCAGCGCCUUCAGGACAUGGAGGCCAGCCUGCCUCAGAUGCUCCGCCAGCACAGCGGAGAAGCGCGCGCCCUGCAGGAGCUCCUGCGCAGUGCCAGGAGCCGGAACAGCACCCUGUCCCGCAGGCUGAGGGACGCAGAGGCGGAGCUCCUGAACACCUGCGAUGCUCUGCGGAGGCUGCAGCAGCUCAGCCAGGACCAGAGUCUGGAGGAACGAGAGACACUCACACAGCGCCUCAGCACCCUCUCCACCAGCCUGCAGAUACAAAACCACAGGAUACAGGAUUUGGAGAAGAACCUUGCGCUGAGUAACACAUCAUUUAAUCGUCAGCUGAGUGCUGAAAGGCGGAAGACUGCAGAAGCUCGAGAGCUGGCCAGACAUCUGGAGGAGGAGAUAAAAAGUCUAACACAGAAACUCAAGGAAAGAGAGAAAGAACUGGAGAUUCACAAUAUCUACUCGCUCAGAUUCCUGAAAGGCCGAAAGAGAGGAACUAAAGAAAGCAAAUCAGUUCAAACAGUCUCUGUAUCUCCUUCACCUGCUGAAGUUCCCACUCGUCCACUGCAGAUAGAGUACCUGCCUGAGGAGCGUCCACCAGCAGAACCUCAGAACCAGCUGAACUCCUGGGAGUUCUAUGCUGGUGACUGUGCAGACAGUUUUAAGAGAGAAGCAGAAGAAGAAGAAGAAGAAGAGGUGGAGAAUGAAGGAGAGGAAACGAUUGAGAGCAGAACCACCGGUGAGAGCAGACACACUGCAGACAGCACAGCUCUGACCACUCAGACUGUAAUGAUCACAGAUGGAAGUGAUGGUGGAACUGAUGGACCCAAGCUGGAUAUUAACACAGAGCAGGAGGAGGUGACCGCUACACCCUCUCAGAGCUCACCUUUACCUUCAGAGCAGCACAGCUCAGCAGAUCAGAGCUUCCAGAGGUCAGUUGUUACACCAUCACCUUCAGCAAACAAGUCUCCCAUGAAGAUCAGACGCCACUACGUAUUUAAAGAGGCCAUCCUGAAUCUGCACUGCGGCAAACCUGCUUAUGAACACAGACACCACAAAGGUCAGAGCUCACCUGCUCUCCUAGAUGCCGGCGCGUAUGAGCCUUCGUUCGUUCCAGCAGCACCAAACAACACCAGGAGCAGCAGCCUGGUGAAGGAGCUGUUUGGUCAGGGCCACAUGGUGGAGCAGAAGCCCGAUGUUAAAGGAGACGUUGGUCCCAAAAGCUCAGAGCAGAACUGA